This is a messenger RNA of Toxotes jaculatrix (banded archerfish), 1934 nucleotides long. It is a transcript of the gene gps2, whose product is annotated as G protein pathway suppressor 2. Lineage: Eukaryota; Metazoa; Chordata; Actinopteri; Toxotidae. Gene Ontology annotation, molecular function: transcription coregulator activity. Gene Ontology annotation, biological process: regulation of transcription by RNA polymerase II. Bases 190 to 1188 code for a protein of 332 amino acids. The record is from RefSeq and is a predicted model, not a curated record. Gene Ontology annotation, cellular component: transcription regulator complex. The transcript is spliced from 11 exons.
AAGCGCAACUUUAUUACCCGGGCUGAGAACCUCAUAGUCUGUUUAUAUUUUGUUGAGAAGUUUGAAUUUUAUCUUGUUAAACUGCCCUCAGAUUCAGCAAACUGCCCUCAAAUUGAAACCGCAAGACGGUUAAGUUCUCAUUAAACGACCCACAAAGCAACAAAACUGGCCCCUCCACUGCCUGUCACCAUGCCCGCCCUGCUGGAGAGACCCAAGCUAUCUAACGCGAUGGCCAGAGCCCUCCACAAGCACAUCAUGAGGGAAAGGGAGCGCAAGAGACAAGAGGAGGAAGAGGUGGACAAAAUGAUGGAGCAGAAGAUGAAGGAGGAGGAAGAGAGGAAAAGGACAAAAGAAAUAGAGGAGAGGAUGUCUCUGGAGGAAACCAAAGAACAGGUAAUGAAGAUGGGUGAGAAACUUCAGGGACUCCAGGAAGAGAAACACCAGCUCUUCUUACAGCUCAAGAAAGUUCUCCAUGAAGAGGAAAAGAGACGUAGGAAGGAGCAGAGUGAUAUCACAACACUGACAUCAGCCAGCUACCAACCUAGUCUGCCCAUGCACGCAGGGCAGCACCUCCUCAGUAUUCAAGGCAGUCCAGUCAGUCACAGUCGACCCGGUGCGCUGCUUGGAGAACGAAGCAAACAGCUGUUCCCAGCUGCUGUGAUUCCAGCACGUCACUAUCAAACACCUGGCUUCAGCUCAGGGUCAGCAGAGCACGGGCAGUUCAGUGGUGGACAGGGGGUCCACGAGCCCUACGGGGUGGCCCAGGCCCAGCAUCCUUCCACCUACGCCCCUGGACCUUCUGUACCUGUCAGUUUCGCAAGCAGCUCUCAGAUCAGAGGUGCGUCUGCAUUUCAGGCCAUGCCGUAUCUCCCCCACCAGCAGCCUGGCUAUCCCGUCCACAGUCACUUCACCUCUCAGCCUGGAUACAUCCCUGGAGCAGGGAUACCCCUUCAGAAGCAGCUGGAACAUGCCAACCAGCAGUCAGGCUUCACUGAUGCCGGUGCUUUGAGGCCUAUGCAUCCACCAGCCAUGCAUCCUUCUGCUCCAGGACUGCUGCCCACACCAUCAAUGGCGGUCCAGAUUCCUACUCCAAAGGCCCAGUUCCAGAGCUCUCCCCAGCCCACUCCUCGCCACGGCUUCCUCCCCCACAGCCAGAGUGGACAGAGGUUCUACCACCAUGGCAAGUAGCUCACAGCCACCUUCACCUUCACUGUCGGUGUGACUGGAUCGACAAAAGUCAUGAGCUUGGAUUAUGUCAUACGAUGUGUGUUUUUAUUUUGUGUAUAGUAUCUGAAUUUUAAGUUGUGUUUUGAUUUUGUGAAUGAGCGACAGUCAGCAGUCCUCAUGUUCAUGUGCUUCUGUAAACAUCCGGCUUUGAUUUUUACAUAACGUCAAAUGAUGUUAAUUUGUAAAAUAGCUUAUGAUUUCACGUACACUGUAAAGCCAUUCUGGAGGUGCUUUUGUUAAUUAAAAUGUUAAUAUCUUGUAUAAAGCCACUCUGCAUGAACCAGAACUUAUUCUUUGCAUACUAACAUCUCGUAAGUACAUCAGCGGAGGGUCGAGUGUCUCUGCAAAGACUUGCUUAAAAAGUAGGAAAAAAAAAUUUCUCAUCAACACUUAGUGGUUGAAAUUAAGAGUUUGUGGAUUAAAUCAACCUAUUUCUGCUAAGGUCAUACAAACACUGAUGAACACUACUGAAGCAGAGACACGUUGGUUUAACUGAGACUCUAUUUCAAUGUGCUGCUGACGUCUGGUUGAUCACAUUAGACCCACUAGGGUUGGUGACCACAAAUUAAAUCAAGAUGAUCAUGGUCUUGACACAAUUACAGAAGAUUUCAAGUGUUUUGCGUUUUUCCUCUGCAGCAUAAAUCAAGUUUAAGUCUGUUCUGUUUUAAAGCUUUUACGUUGCUAAAUAAAACGAUAAGCAAACGCCA